CAUGCGGCCAUCUCUAUCGGCAUGCUUAACUCACCCUUUUUGACCCAAGAAAAGGUUGCACAUUGCUGCUCAUCUUCAUCACCCCCCAACCCAUGCAACGUAGUCCUUCUUAUCAGCCUUUGCAGACGCAGGGAAGGCAGAUGGAGGUGGUGGCCGUGCCCAUGGCGCCGGCCAAUGUUAACCCCUUCUCCUCUUACGUGACUGCACCGCCGAGCCCCCAGCAUCCCUUGGACUACUGCGGCUAUUACUGCUACACCAGUGCACCCACCAGCCCAUCGCGGGCUGCGGUCGUCUACCCGGCCGAGGCGUCGGACUUCGCCUUCUGCUUUGGCGGGCGGUCCGAGGGGGAGAAGCCGACGCCGGCCCUCGCCACUGCCGAUGAGCUUUUCGAGGAGGGGAUGAUCCGCCCCCUGAUGCUGCCACCUCGUCGCCUUGAGGAGAGAGAGAGAGAGAGGGCUCUCCUUCCUACCUUCUCUGCUGCUUCUUCCAAGGCCGGGAGAGGGUCGAAGCCCCUCUCUCCACGGAGAGGAGGAGAGGAGGAAGACGGCUUGCGCAAGUCCCCGAGUUCUUCCUCCGCCUCGGUGAAGAGUGGCGGCAGCAAGAAGUGGAAGUUGAAGGACCUGUUCCGCAGCGCAUCGGAAGGGCGGGCGACGGGAAGAGGAAGCAAGGAUCCCCUGCGCAGCUACACCGUGCUGCUGCCUCCCUCUAAGCGGAUCGAUGACAGCGGAUCGGUAGGAGGAGGAGGAGCUGCAGAUCCACACGAAAUGUACUACUCACCAAACCGCGCUGCAUCCGAGGAGUUGAAGAGGAAGAAGAAGCAGACACCUCUGCCUUACCAACACCAUGGCCUGUUUGGUUGCCUCCGCUUCAACCCGGCCAUCCACAGCAUCCAAAAGGGGUUCGGUGGCUCCUCCUCGUCUCAUAAAUGA
Musa acuminata AAA Group (dessert banana) is the source of this 929-nucleotide messenger RNA. RefSeq lists its product as uncharacterized. The record is from RefSeq and is a predicted model, not a curated record. The coding region runs from base 93 to 929 and encodes 278 amino acids. NCBI's taxonomy places the organism in Eukaryota, Viridiplantae, Streptophyta, Magnoliopsida, Zingiberales, Musaceae. The transcript is spliced from 2 exons.